ACUCAGUUUGAUGUCCAACUUGACUUGUUUUUGUACAACAAGAGCAUUCUGUAUCAUGUAAAAAUAUGUUACGAAAAUAGAAAGUGAUAGGCAGAACACUCCACUGAGCUAUCCAUUUCAAAAUUUAAAAUUUUUUGGCGGUGGUUGGAAUUGUCCAAAUGCUGCCUUGCUGGGGGUUCGCAAGCCGAUUUGUAUCCGGGUCACAAAGUCUCAAAGAAAAAAAAAUUGAAAUUAAUUUAAUAAAUUUAUAAUGAAAGAGGGAUGACUUGGAUUAUUAUUUCAGCAAAGUUAUUGACAAUUUUAUGAUGAAUAUUAUUAUUUGCUUACUAGUUAAUGUGUGCUAAGUGUACACACCAGUCAAGUCAACUGACUGUGAGGUUGAAUUACACAUUUAUUUGAAUUGAAGUGCUUCAAAAGAAUUAUUUUUCGUAAUGGUAAAAAUGGAAUUAAAAAUUGUAUUACUUGAUUGAAGGAAGGACCAAAAUUGCAAUUUAUCACAGAUGGAAGCUCAUUUUGUUUUGAAAUUUGUACAGAGUUUUACAAAAUCCUGUCAAUAUUUAUGAAAUAUACACUAUAGACCAUAAAAGAGAAAAAAAUCUAGAAUUAUGAUAUUUUUUAUUCUUAAGAAAACUCAAAAUUGGAUUUUAUUACUACAGUAGUACCCAUUUGAUUUUUUUCUUCAGUUUCAUAUCAGCAAAUUUACCGCUUUGAUUUAUGUUCUUUUUUUUUUCCUCAAGGCUCAUCUACUCUCACAAUAAAGAGCUUCUUCAAGCCAAAAGGAGAAUGUCCGUCAGUUUCUACCACUCAGUCUGCAGAUGCAAUGCCGAGUAAUUGUGCUCCAUCAACCUCCAAAGUGACAUCUCCCAUUCCUGUUGCUGCCAGACAGGAUACAUUGAAAGCAGAAAUACUCUGGUGCCUGAAAGUGGUUGAGGACCACUUAUCAUUUCAUUCCUGUCAGCACAAUAGCGACCUCUUUCAAAGAAUGUUCCCAGAUUCAUCGAUUGCAAAAGGGUUCCAAUUGUCAAAGACAAAAUGCAGAUACAUGACUGUGUUUGGUUUGUGGUCAUAUGUGCAAGAUCUCCUGUAUGACAACAUAAAGAAAUCCUCCCAUUAUGCCAUCCUAUUUGAUGAAAGUCUCUGCAGAAAGAAACUGCAGAAAAAGCAAAUGGACUUCCUCAUAAGAAUGUGGCAGCAUAAUGAAGUUCGCACUCGCUACUUGACAUCAGUCUUCUUAGGACAUAGUACAGAUGUUCACCUCAAGGAAGAACUGGAUAAAGUUCUUCACAGAGUAGGGUUGGAAAAAUUAUUGCAAAUUAGUAUGGAUGGUCCAAAUGUAAAUUGGAAAAUGUAUGAUGAUUUGUCAAGAGAAUACAAAUCGGAAGUGAACCGUUCCGUACUCAACAUGGGCUCAUGCGGGCUCCAUAUAGUUAAUGGUGUUUUUCUAACAGGUGCCAAGGCUGCUGAGUGGGAGGUGGAGAGCUUCCUAUAAUCCUUUUUAUUUGUUUGCUGAUGCCCCAGCCAGAAGAGAUGAUUAUGAGAAGAUAACUGAAGAUCAUACCAUGCCACUCAAAUUACUCAUUACUUAGUGAUGCAAACAGACUUGAGGAUUCAUCAAGAUUUUCCAGCAAGACUGAGCUUUUUCAUAUCUGUGGCAAAGUUGGUCCAUCCCUUUCUAACAGACUACCAAACUGAUGCGCCAAUGUUGCCCU
Molecule: messenger RNA, 1709 nt
Organism: Limulus polyphemus (Atlantic horseshoe crab)
Lineage: Eukaryota; Metazoa; Arthropoda; Merostomata; Xiphosura; Limulidae
Exons: 1
Coding region: 821-1489 (222 amino acids)
Source: RefSeq, a predicted model, not a curated record